CAAAUAAAUUCCACGUGGCAAAAUACUGAGUUAACUUACACUUCUUCACUUACACUUUCCACAUCACACACGCCUCUCUAUUACCCUAAAACCACACUCUAAGCUCUUCCUCUUCCCUCGAAUUUCGGCAAAUCUCAUCGGAUUAAGACUGAUCACUAUGUACGGACGUGAUCCAUGGGGCGGUCCUUUGGAGAUCAAUGGGGCGGACUCUCUCACCGACGAUGAUCGUAGUCGAAACCUACAAGACCUUGACCGUGCGACUCCUUCGCGGCCACUUGACGAAACGCAACAGAGUUGGCUUCUUGGACCAAAAGUGCUGAAGAAGAAGAAGUACGUCGAUCUUGGAUGUAUCUUAGUCAGCCGCAAGAUCUUUCUCUGGACCCUUGGAACCAUUGUAGUAACCGCGCUUCUCUCUGGAUUCAUAACUUUGAUCGUUAAAAAAUUGCCACACCACAACCACAAGGAACCACCACCGGAUAAUUACACAACCGCUCUCCGUAUAGCUCUUAAGUUCUUCAAUGCUCAACAAUCUGGGAAACUUCCAAAGAACAACAAUAGCGUAAAGUGGAGGGGUGAUUCUUGUCUACAAGAUGGGAAGGGAGAUCCAGGACAAUACUACAAAGAUUUGGUAGGAGGCUACUAUGAUGCUGGAGAUUCUAUCAAAUUCAACUUCCCAAUGUCUUAUGCUAUGACCAUGUUGAGCUGGAGUGUAAUCGAAUACAGCGCAAAGUACGAAGCUGCUGGCGAGCUUGACCAUGUUAAAGAACUCAUCAAAUGGGGAACUGAUUACUUUCUCAAGAGUUUCAAUAGUAGUGCUGAUAACAUCUAUGCUAUGGUGGAACAGGUAGGAUCUGGAGUUACCGGUGGAGGAAAUGUAUUGCAUAAUGACCAUUACUGCUGGAUGCGUCCUGAGGACAUUCAUUUUAAAAGGACUGUAUUUCAAUGCUACAGUGGCUGCUCGGAUCUUGCUGCAGAGAUGGCAGCUGCUCUGGCUUCAGCAUCCAUUGUAUUCAAGGACAACAGAUUAUAUUCGGCAAAGCUUGUUCACGGUGCUAAGACGCUCUAUAAGUUUGCAAUUACUAAUGAAAAUAGAUACAGUAAACCUGGUGAAGAGUCUAGCAAAUUUUAUAACUCUAGCAUGUAUGAGGAUGAGUUAUUAUGGGGUGGGGCUUGGCUGUAUUAUGCUACUGGAAAUGUAACUUAUCUAGAAGAAGUUACCAGUCACUACAUGGCCAAGAAAACUGGUGCCUUCGGGAAUAGCCCUUAUUAUGGUGUGUUUAGCUGGGACAACAAGCUUCCAGGGGCUCAGUUGUUGUUAACCCGGAUGAGGCUGUUUCUGAGCCCUGGAUAUCCAUAUGAAGAACUUUUAAGCGCAUUUCAUAACCAAACAGGCAGAGUUAUGUGCUCCUACUUGCCUUAUUACAAAAAAUUUAACAGAACUAAUGGAGGUUUGAUUCAGUUGAACCAUGGAGCUCCACAGCCUCUCCAAUAUGUUGCAAAUGCGGCUUUCUUAGCGGCGCUAUUCAGUGAUUAUCUAGAUGCUGCUGAUACUCCUGGAUGGUACUGUGGUCCUAACUUCUAUACUACUGAAUCCCUACGCGACUUUUCAAGAUCCCAGAUUGAUUACAUACUUGGUAAAAACCCUCGGAAGAUGAGUUAUGUUGUGGGUUAUGGGCAACGGUACCCGAAACAAGUGCAUCACAGAGGAGCUUCAAUUCCAAAGAACAAGAGAGAAACCUGCACAGGAGGAUUGAAAUGGAAAAAGAGCAAAAAAGGUAACCCAAACACGAUUGAUGGAGCAAUGGUUGCUGGACCAGACAAGCAUGACGGAUUCCAUGAUGUUCGAGCAAACUACAACUACACUGAACCGACUCUAGCGGGUAAUGCGGGUCUAGUCGCCGCUCUGGUGGCUUUAUCAGGAGAGAAAGCUGUUGGUGGUAUAGACAAAAACACUAUGUUCUCUGCCGUACCUCCAUUGCUCAUGGCUACACCGCCGCCUCCAGCACCUUGGACACCUUGAAAGAACUAAACUUUUAGAAUGUAAUAAGUCAUUUUUUUGCCUAAAUAAAAAGUAGUUUCAAGUCAUAAAAAGUAGUUUUCUUUAGCUUAUUACAUAAAAUGUGGUCUGAGAAACCAAACAUUGAUUGUUUUCUCUCUGGGUUUUGUGAUGUAUACAGUGUAUAUUCUUUGUUUUCUAAUUUGUAAGUAGUUGCGUGAGAAGGAAGAAAGGUUUUAUGCUUUA
Arabidopsis arenosa is the source of this 2242-nucleotide messenger RNA. The record is from the annotation of a GenBank genome assembly. Lineage: Eukaryota; Viridiplantae; Streptophyta; Magnoliopsida; Brassicales; Brassicaceae.